AUGUCUGCUCCGAAAGGCCCUUUCCACCUCGUGACCGUCAAUACUGCACCCGAGCGCGCGAAGCGGCUCAUCGGCCGUUUGGCCGAGAUCCUGAAGGAUCGCUAUACCAUCAUCCACGUCGACAAUGCCGAGCGUACGUGGGAGUUCCUCUCUACGAAGCUGACGAUUCCGUUCUCACAUGCUGCAGGAAUUGACGAGGUCGAAGCUAAAGUUCGGAAGCACAACCCGGAAGUACUGUUCAGUGCCUCCAUGUGGACGGCCGACGAGGCAAAGCAGAUUCAUGAUAUUGCUCGCUCAGUCAACCCGGACAUCAAGCUGCAUGCAAUUCCCACGGGGCUGCAGGUUGAGCGAGGUCCGGACGCGAUCGUGGAAUAUCUGACCGAGAAGGUCCCUGUGCUGCUGGAUAGCUGA
Penicillium chermesinum is the source of this 411-nucleotide messenger RNA. RefSeq lists its product as uncharacterized. The transcript is spliced from 2 exons. The record is from RefSeq and is a predicted model, not a curated record. Lineage: Eukaryota; Fungi; Ascomycota; Eurotiomycetes; Eurotiales; Aspergillaceae. Bases 1 to 411 code for a protein of 136 amino acids.